Molecule: messenger RNA, 1445 nt
Organism: Cucumis melo (muskmelon)
Lineage: Eukaryota; Viridiplantae; Streptophyta; Magnoliopsida; Cucurbitales; Cucurbitaceae
Exons: 3
Coding region: 595-1053 (152 amino acids)
Biological process (GO): protein localization to Golgi apparatus; Golgi to plasma membrane protein transport; Golgi to endosome transport
Cellular component (GO): trans-Golgi network; Golgi membrane
Source: RefSeq, a predicted model, not a curated record
AGCUUCGAUUUUACAUUACAACUGUAGUGCAUCUCUACCAAAGAAAAUUUCCUCACGGGAGGCACCGGCCCGGACACGACCUACAAAAUCUGAAGAAAAAGGGGAAGGAAUUCUUCCCGGAAACCUGAAUUUUGCCGCCGGCUGCUUCUAUUUCUCUCUUCUCGAUCUCAAGAUUCACGCUUUUAUAUGUUUCAGUCUUGAUCUAAUUCUUAUUUUCUGGUUAGACGCCAUUGGGAUACGUUCGUUGUAUUAGCGAAUUGGGAUUUAAUCGAUUUCUAGGGUUGGAUUCUUCAAUUGGGAUUUUUUUUUCUUCUCUUUGAUUUGAAUGUUUCUUUAGUUAGUUAUAUAUUGUUCUGAUUUUAGUAUGGGUGGAUAUGGAUUCGCUUGAUUCAGAUCCAAUGAAACAAGAUUGGUAAAUUCUUGUGCCAGAGCCAGCGAGAGGAUUUUUCAAGAGAAAUGGGCAUCUCUUGAAUUUCAUUGUCAAUUUGAGGGGUUGUAAUUCGUAUUUCAAUUAUUCUGGAAGAAGUUGGGUUCUGUUGAGUUUAGGUUUGAGUAUAGUAAUUGAGAAGCUAGAACCGACUGACUACUGGAGUCAUGUUCUAUGGUGCAGUGGUAUGGGACCCUUGGCUCAUUGUUGCCCAAAUUGUUUGCCUUCAAUGUUUCUAUUACCUCACUCUUGGUAUAUUCCUUGCAACUUUAGUCGGCACUCGCGUUUCUCGGAUCAGCCUUGUUUACUUCUUUGAUUAUGCUACAAUAACUGUUUCUACUGCCACUGGUUGGUGUGUGAUUGCUUCGUUCCUGUUAAGUGCAAUUGCUGGAGCAGGUUAUCUGGUUUAUUUGAUUGAAAGAGCAAAGAAGUGCUUAGAUUUUGCAGCCACACUCUAUAUAUUCCACCUUUUCAUUUGUAUCGUUUAUGGAGGGUGGCCUUCCUCAAUGACGUGGUGGGUUGUGAACGGAACUGGGCUUGUAGUCAUGUCUUUACUGGGUGAAUACCUGUGCAUCAAGCGGGAGCUUCGAGAAAUUCCUAUAACACGAUUGCGUUCAAAUGUCUGAGCUCAAAAUUCAAAUUGCAAGAACCACCUCUUCAUGCAUGAUUUUUUGGUGGCCUAUCUUAUUAAAUUUGUUUAGCUAGUGGAUAAAGCUGAUGAAAAGCCAGAUCAAAUGAGAAUCAAGGAAGCGGAACUAGUUAUGAUGAUUGACCGUAAAUAUCGAAAAUAACCUAGAUCAGUGCGCUGGAUUAUGAUCUAGUGUUUCGAAGCUUUACACAAGUACAGGAAGUUUUUGUAACUUUUUGGGGAAUGGGUCACUUCCAAUGGUGAAAACAGGCGAUGACUGAUGGCUAUAAGGCUUUGUUUGUUCCUUUUCUUGUUUUAAUGGUUAAAGGAUAUAUAUUGUUAGUUGCUUUUAUUCAUUUAAUUCCUUCAUACAGAUGAGUUUACAGCUUA